CCAGGAAACAUUUUCUGUUUGGAACAGCUCUUUCGUUCUUUCAAAGGCUCAGCCGCCAUGGCAAGCCUCCCACGUGACAGCCUCGUCGCGCGGAUGCUCCAACGUGGCACGUUGCCGGCCUGGAACCUGUUUGACAAGGUUUCGCAGUUGGGCCACCUGCAGGUCAAAGGGCCCUGGACGGGCGCCGUAUGCCCAGUGCCCCAUGUGGCCUCGAAAGUUCCGACGCAAGGCCAAAGCGCAAAGGCACGGCCGCUGACUGAUUCACAGUCUACGGCGGCCACCACUUCUAGCAAGAGCAGCACCGGCUCGGUGGCAUCGAGCGUGGUGGGAUCGCUCGCGUCGAAGAUCCGCGCCAGCCUGGGCUCCGCGCGCGAGGCCUUGCAGCGGCCCAGCCGCCGGAAGAUCGGCAAGCAGCGGCCCUCGCAUCUGGUGACCCCGAAGCCCCGGCACCGGAAGAACGGGAAGCAGCGGCCUUCGCAUUUGGCACCCUUGGCGGUGAUGCAGCUACCCAGGCCCACGGCAGAAGGCUUGACAAAAGUCCCACAGAUCAGUGCUGGCGGUGAUUUGGCCACCUCAGGUCGGCCCAAAGAGAAAAGCAAGAGCCAAGAGAGAACCAAGAGCUCCUCCUCUCAGAAGAAGAAGAAGCGCUCCUCUGCCGAGCUCGACGCCACCGCCGCGCCCAGCAGCAGCCCGCGCGGAGCUCGUGACACGGAGCAGCUCGUGCGGAAGGAGCGGACAGGGACGAUGGCAGCGCCCAAGACGAAGCCCGUGAAGAAGCUGAAGCAGAAGGAACCGAUCACCAAGCGCAUGGGACUCAAAGUGCCGAAGCGCGCGGAGGAGAACUACGACCUCUCCGACCUGGAAGAAGAUGAGGACGGGAAUCGGAUUGAGCCAGAUCGACUGAGGAAGCACAUCCCUGCUUGGUGCAGCAACUAUACGCAGGUGGCCGCUUCUCAGGCGGAUAUCGAUCCUGACAGCAUCUUCGGCUCCCGUAUGCCGCUGUGCGACCUGGACGCCAUUUUCCCCGAUAGCUUCUACCGGAGCCUCCAUCCCAACCAACCACGCCAGCGCCGGCGGGGUUCGAGCUGCCAUUGGAUCCGGGAUGCGCUGACGCCUCAUGAGAUCCAUGCGUAUGCGGUGAAGAUGGGGCAAAGCAGGUCUUGGUCCACAGUAAGGGCCUCGAUUGGAGUGACCACCAGGCCGCAGAGUGGCAGCGCGCUGCAGACUGAACGGGUCGUAGCACUAGUGAAGCCCAAGCGAAGCUGAUUCGGCACCCAAACCCCGCACGGCGCGGCUUUCUGGAGCGUUGAAGCAUCGACUUGGGCAGCUUCUCGCGGUGGCGGGUCCACGGCUGUGCUGUUUAGUCUUCAAC
This is a messenger RNA of Durusdinium trenchii, 1372 nucleotides long. Lineage: Eukaryota; Dinophyceae; Suessiales; Symbiodiniaceae. The record is from the annotation of a GenBank genome assembly.